ACACGGGACAAACUAUCUUCAUCUCCAAGCCGGCCUCGAGCCCUCGUGAUACACUUCCUCUUGAGGCGAGCCCGAUUUCUAAAUGCGUAUGAAAUUUUCAUGAAUUCUCGUCCCUCAUUUUUGACACAGUUUCGGCUCUCUAGACCCCGCCUUUCCUUCCCUUUCCUCGAUGCCUCUUUCUUUCUCUGUCAACGAUCAUGGACGGUGAUCCGAAGGUCGAGUCGCAGCUCGAUUCGUUCAGCUUGACCUUCCCCCUCCCUUAUCGCAUAGGGUUCAUCAUCAUUCUUGCCGUCUGGGGCUGGGGUGUUAACCUGCACUACCUCCACAAAGCGAAGAUCGAUGUACCAUCUCUGAUUCGAUAUCCCUCUCGAUCCUCCCCGACGGAGCCGGCGCAUCACCUCUCGACCUACCGUCUUGCGACCGUCCUUUCUACGGUGUUCUUCCUCUCAAUAUCGACAUUCUGGGUCUUCACUCGACGAACCCCCUCCCUCGUCAUCGAAUAUGACUGGUUACCGAUGACCUACCUCGUCGCUCUCGUCGCUCUGUUUUUCGUCCCGAUUCGCAACUUCUCGCAAGGCGGCCGCUCGAGGUUUCUUGCCACACUGCGCCGCGUUAGCAUCGGUGGCCUGGCAGAGGCCAAGGAUGGCAAGUUUGGAGAUAUUCUUCUGGCCGAUGUGUUGACGAGCUACUCCAAAAUCCUGGGAGAUCUCUACGUCGUGCUAUGCAUGUUCUUCACACCCUCGGGCUCCUCGACUGCUCGGCCAGACCGCAACUGCGGCGGGACAGUCAUAGUUCCGCUCAUCAUGGCUGUGCCAUUCGCGAUCAGAUUUCGGCAAUGUAUUAUCGAGUACCUGCGCGUUCGGCGAGCGCCUUACAAGGAAUCGGCCGGCUGGGGCGGCCAGCAUCUGGCCAACGCCACCAAGUACGCCACGGCCUUCCCGGUCAUUAUCCUCAGCGCACUGCAACGGAGCAUCCCGGCCGACCAACCGGCGCCCGGUCUGAACAGAGCAUGGUUGAUGGCCGUGCUGGUUAACUCCCUCUACUCCUGGUAUUGGGACGUCGCCAAGGACUGGGACCUUACACUAUUCUCGUCCGCACGCGAACGCAACAACCCGGAACAUCCGUUCGGCCUUCGCCGGCAACUCGUGUUCCGGCAGCCGAUCAUCUACUAUGGGGUCAUCGUGAUGGACUUGAUGCUGCGGUGCACCUGGGCAGUCAAGCUGAGCGCGAACUUGGACAAGUUCACCGACUUUGAGAGUUCUAUUUUCCUACUGCAAUCGCUCGAGGUGUUUCGACGGUGGGUCUGGAUCUUCUUCCGGGUUGAGACGGAGUGGAUUAGGAACAACACUACGGGGCUGGCGGUUGACGACAUCUUGCUGGGAGACUACCAGGGCAAGUAUGAUUCUGACGAAGAUUAGGAGCUAUGCUUGCUUCCUUGAUGAGAUAGAUCCUGUAAUAUACAUGUGUGGCUAUGUAUGUUUGGAGUUAUGGGUCUAGAAGGCAGUGGACUUGACCAGGUUCCGAGGGGCUUCAACCCAUAAGACAUAGAUUUACUUCCUGUCGGAUGUGGAUGGACUUGACAUAAUCUUCUAUCGCAUUGGUAACAGC
Messenger RNA from Colletotrichum destructivum, 1608 nucleotides. RefSeq lists its product as uncharacterized. The transcript has 2 exons. Lineage: Eukaryota; Fungi; Ascomycota; Sordariomycetes; Glomerellales; Glomerellaceae. Bases 198 to 1418 code for a protein of 406 amino acids. Gene Ontology annotation, cellular component: membrane; cytoplasm. The record is from RefSeq and is a predicted model, not a curated record.